AUGCAACCGUCCUUGGUAAAGUACAGCACGCCUAUCUCCAUCGCCAAUGUUGGAGUAAAGAGUGGGAAGAAGGGCCUUCCAUCCCCGAAAGCAGCAGUGGAGGAAGUACCAGGCAUGACCCAGACGGAGGAUAUACUCAACUCGAUAUUGCCUCCUAGGGAAUGGGCGGAUGAGGAUAGGCUCUGGGUUCAAUAUGUAUCGUCCACUCCAGCCACGAGGGUUGACGUUGUGACAUUACAGUUGGAACUGGAUAAGAAGCUGCAGGAGCGUCAGGCCAGAGAGACGGGCAUCUGCCCCGUCCGCGAGGAUCUCUAUGCUCAGGCAUUCGACGAGCUCAUCCGUCAGAUGACCAUCAGUUGUGCCGAGAGGGGUCUGCUGGCCCUGCGUGUUAGGGACGAGGUCCGCAUGACCGUCUCGGCCUACCAGUCGCUCUAUGAGUCCUCCAUUGCAUUCGGCAUUCGAAAAGCCUUGAUGGCGGAGCAGCGUAGGUUCAAUGAAGGAAAGGAGAUGGAGGAGCUCUUGGCCGAGAUCGAGAAACUCGAGGAUGGUGUUAAGGCGGUUGAAGAGAAGAUCACUGACGCUCAGGAGGGAGGGGAAGUGAGGCGUGGUGUAAUCAACAAGAAACACGAAGACGAGGUGGAGCGGUUGCGGAAGGAGAACAGUCAGCUGAAGGAGCAGUUGGAGACCCUUCUGGCUGUGCCGAAGAGCAAGUAG
This is a messenger RNA of Perkinsus marinus ATCC 50983, 714 nucleotides long. Its product is annotated as 28 kDa inner dynein arm light chain, axonemal, putative. Lineage: Eukaryota; Perkinsozoa; Perkinsida; Perkinsidae. Bases 1 to 714 code for a protein of 237 amino acids. Gene Ontology annotation, molecular function: dynein heavy chain binding. The transcript is spliced from 6 exons. Gene Ontology annotation, cellular component: axoneme. The record is from RefSeq and is a predicted model, not a curated record.